CGUCGCACCAGUAGGUGAAAGCAGACGAGGGGUGUUGCUGGUGGGGGUCUGCGACUCGCCAGUAAGCGGUCUCCCUACGUGUUACGCACGUAAACAAACCGAAGAAGAAAAAAACCACUGCGAGAUGGGAAGCACAGUGAUGGAGUCGAAGAAGGACGGCUCCAAGAAGACGCCGAAGAAGAGCAGAGGUCUGCGCAUUAACGUGCCAGACUUCAGCGCGUUUACCUCCCCGCAAGCGGAUGCUGAGACUGGCGUUUCAACCAAAGAUGCCACUCACAAGGGAGACGCUGCGCCCAGUCCCACCAGAGGAGUGUUUGUGAGAGGCCCAACCAGCACCAGUCUGCCUGCUUGUCCGCUGUCUGCACCAGUGCAAUCUAAAACAAGCCCAGGUUCCCCCAAAACCAUCUUCCCUUACCCAUCCAACCAGGACUCGCUGCCCAAAUCCCCCCGGCGCCUGAGCUUCAGCGGCAUCUUCCGCUCAUCGUCCAACCCGGCCCCUGCUGGCACCAAGCUCUUCUCUAGGACAAGGAAAGCAUCGGGACUCUCCUCUUCACCCACCACCCCUACCCAGGCUGCCAGUCAGCCUCUGUUCCCCCAGGAGGCCCAGCAGAGCGCCUCCGGACCGGAGCGCCUGGAUUCUCGCUGCCGAUCCUGCUCACUUUCCUCACCCCUGGACACGGGACAGCGGCUCGGCCUGCCCUCGGCCAAGCCCCCCCUCCCUUCUCUCAGCCCCGUGCCACCCAACACUACCUCACAACAAGUCCAGGUCUGCGGGUUGUUCGAAGGCAUGCUGGAGAAACUUGAACUGGAGGAUGACGCUGCUGAACCGGAGAGUGAUAUUUACAUGCGCUUCAUGAAGUCCCACAAGUGCUACGACAUUGUCCCGACCAGCUCCAAGCUGGUUGUGUUCGACACCGCCCUCCAAGUCAAAAAAGCGUUCUUUGCCUUGGUGGCCAAUGGAGUGCGUGCAGCUCCACUAUGGGACACAGAGAAGCAGAGCUUUGUGGGAAUGUUGACAAUCACAGACUUCAUCAUCAUACUACAUAGAUACUACAAAUCCCCGAUGGUGCAAAUCUAUGAGCUGGAGGAACACAAGCUGGAGACGUGGAGAGAGGUUUACCUGCAAGCAACGUUUAAGCCUCUAGUGAACAUAUCGCCCGAUGCAAGCCUAUUUGAUGCAGUGUACACCCUCAUCAAAAACAAAAUUCACCGGCUGCCUGUCAUUGACCCUGUUACAGGAAAUGCACUUUACAUUCUCACACACAAGCGGAUCCUCAAGUUCCUGCAGCUUUUUGUGCGUGAAAUGCCAAAGCCGGCUUUCAUGAAGCAGACUCUCGGGGAGCUGGGCAUUGGGACUUACAACGACAUUGCCUUUAUCCACCCCAAGACACCCAUCAUCAAGGCCCUGAACAUUUUUGUGGAAAGGCGGGUUUCCGCCCUGCCUGUGGUGGACGAGUCGGGCAAAGUCGUGGAUAUUUACUCCAAGUUUGACGUCAUAAACCUGGCUGCUGAGAAGACGUACAACAACCUGGACAUCACUGUCACCCAGGCUCUGAAGCAUCGCUCCCAGUACUUCGAAGGAGUCAUGAAGUGUCAUAAGUUGGAAACACUGGAGACUAUAGUGGACAGAAUAGUUAAAGCUGAGGUGCAUCGCUUGGUAGUGGUUGACGAGCGCUCCAACAUCGAGGGUAUCAUCUCCCUGUCGGACAUCCUCCAGGCCCUGGUGCUCAGCCCGGCAGAGGCCUGCAGAGAGGAGAGCCUGACGGAGUGAGAGGGAGGAUGCAUCACCUGAACCGGAGACGUGGUUGGAGCAGCUUGGGUCGAAGGUGGUGGUACGGGGCUCGAGGCCGUGCGAGGCUGGUCUGAGGGUCCCGGAGCGACCCACAACUGAUGCACUGCAAACGGCUUAGAAACCAAAGAGGAAGACUAAGAGGAAGAGCAAUUCUCCCACCGGAGGAUCAGUUGUAUGAAUAGAGUUGGGUUUUUUUUUUCUUGUUUUGUUUUGAUCACCGAGCUCUCUCUUACUCACACACACACACACACACACACACACACAUACACACACACACGCACACACACACACACACACACACACACAUGCAGUGGGCUCAUCUGCCAGGUGGGGUGGGAUAUAGAGGAGCUGUGAUGAUGAUGAGGGCUUCAGUGUGUUGCGUUGUGUAGGUCCUACAUCAUGCUGCUGGGCAAUUAUCUCAGUGCCAAGCCACACCCACCAAGUCACACCUACCAAGUCACACCUACCAAGCCACACCCACCAAGUCACACCCACCAAGUCACACCUACCAAG
Molecule: messenger RNA, 2305 nt
Organism: Lampris incognitus (smalleye Pacific opah)
Lineage: Eukaryota; Metazoa; Chordata; Actinopteri; Lampriformes; Lampridae
Product: 5'-AMP-activated protein kinase subunit gamma-1-like
Exons: 16
Coding region: 125-1771 (548 amino acids)
Source: RefSeq, a predicted model, not a curated record